Procambarus clarkii (red swamp crayfish) is the source of this 5654-nucleotide messenger RNA. RefSeq names its product tubulin polyglutamylase ttll-4. Gene Ontology annotation, molecular function: tubulin binding; tubulin-glutamic acid ligase activity. NCBI's taxonomy places the organism in Eukaryota, Metazoa, Arthropoda, Malacostraca, Decapoda, Cambaridae. Gene Ontology annotation, cellular component: cilium. The record is from RefSeq and is a predicted model, not a curated record. Gene Ontology annotation, biological process: microtubule cytoskeleton organization; protein polyglutamylation.
UAGGGGCCAGCCCGGUACCUCCGCUCCAGACAUGGCCAGAUCUUCUCCUCUACCUUCAACCAGACUCCUCUAAUAUAUUCCCUCCCCUGGGCUCUCGCCGGUGACUGGUGCCCCUCACACGCCGCCGGAGCACACCAGGGACACCCAGCUACUAGCCAGGCAUGCUGUGGCGUGGCGGGAUAUUAUAAUGUUGGCGUGAGGGUAGGAUGUCCAGCCUUCCAUGUGUGUGGCCUUCACAGCGGCCACCCCUCAACCCCUUGGUAGGUGGGCAAGAGCAAAACACUAUGAAGGUUUCGGAUGUGUCUCCUACCAGGCCACCCUCAAACUCAACACAGCAAGCUAUUUGCAAACGACACAGCCCUGAAAACUCUGGUGUUGCGGAGAGUGAAAAUGCUCCAUUCCCACUGCACAAUAAACGUCAACGUACCAAAAGUGGGUCGGAUUCAAUGGAAUCAUUAGCCACCUGUCAAGAUAGUGCCAUACCUCCUACAGACUGUUGUAUUAAAGGGGAACCUACCCCUUUGUGUGAACGUAAUGUUAGAACUAGACUAGAAGGACAAGAUAUAAAUACGCAAAGUAUGGAACCCUCCUGUUCUUGUACUAAAUGGGAUAGUAAUAGUGAUAAUCUAAGCAGCCUACUGACCAGUGAUGGUGUCAGAAGUGACAGUACUCGAGAGUGUAAAAAUAACGGUAAAAUAGAUUUGACUGAACAAAAUUUAGUAGUUGGAAUAUUUCCAAGCCAUAGACCCUUACUCAAUGGAAUGGGAAGUGGUGGACUGUCUCCACAUUGUGCUGCAACUUUAGAAUAUGUGACACAGUUACCGGAAGGGUGUUCGGGUGUAGGGGUCAACGUGUCUGUAUUACACCCAGCAGAUAUUAAUGGCUCUUGUGAACCUGCCGAGGAGUUGGAAGAUGAUGACAACUACCUGGAUUCCUCGGAAGAAGAGGAGGAGGAUGAACUAACCCUCACUAAUAAUGAAGACGAUGAAAGUUGUGGCGAAGAUGAUCAGAGUGUAAUAAGCUGUGUGACAGUUGGGUCGACGUGUUCCCUGCGAUCUGUUGCAAGCGAGGCUCUCAACACAAUAUGUAUUAAUGAACAUGGAGUUGCAGCAAAUGAAGAUGGCUCAUUACUAUAUGCCGAAACUCCAGCGCCUUCUCCUCUCCCGUCCUUGAGUCCUAGUCUGUUCUCGCAUGUUCCGCCAUCAAUAAACUUCUGCCAGUACAAUGAGAAAACUGUGGAAUUUCCUCUAGUUAUUGGGAGACUACUUAAAUGGCGAUUUACAAAUAUCACACCGCUCAUUGUUCGAAAAACCAUAUCGAAUUCUGGAUUCAGGAUAACAAAGAAAACGUUGCAGUGGUGUGGUACCUGGGGCAAGCACAUGAAGUCGCCUUGCUUUAAAGCUGUGCGAGAGUUUCAGAAGAUUAACCACUUCCCGGGUACUUUCCAAAUUGGCCGAAAGGAUAAACUAUGGAAGAACUUUGUGCGACUUCAGACAAAAUUUGGGAAGGAUGAGUUUGGUUUUAUUCCCAAGACAUUUGUGCUUCCGGGGGACAUGAAGGCUUUGAAAGCUGCUUUUGAUAAGGAGGGUGUUAAGAAGAAAUGGAUCGUUAAACCCCCAGCUUCAGCUAGAGGCACGGGUAUACAGGUUGUCCAUAAGUGGUCACAAGUGCCUACUGAUUCACCCGUAGUGGUUCAGAGAUAUAUUAGCCGCCCAUACCUCAUCAACGAUACCAAAUUUGACAUCCGUAUUUAUGUAUUAGUAACAUCCUUCCAUCCAUUAAGAAUAUAUCUCUAUCAAGAUGGACUUGUUAGAUUUGCCUCAGUACAAUACAAUAAUGCAUCCACAAGCUUGAAUGACCGAUACAUGCACCUGACAAACUACAGCGUCAACAAGUCCUCCUCGUCAUACACACACAAUGUUGAUGCUGGACAGUGUCAGGGACACAAGUGGACUAUAAAGUCUCUUUGGGGUUACUUGAAGGCCAGAGGUGUCGACACAUCAGCUCUGUGGACUCGAAUUGCUGACCUAGUGAUAAAGACUGUGGUGAGCGGGGAGCACGAUAUUGUGGUGCGCACCAGGAAAAAUGUUCGAUCCAGGUACUCUUGUCAUGAAUUGUUUGGAUUUGAUGUUAUAAUUGAUGAACGUCUCAGACCGUGGCUUUUGGAAGUAAACAUCUCUCCUUCACUGCAUUCAGCAUCACCAUUGGACCAUUCGGUGAAAGGCCCACUUAUUGCCGACCUUCUGAACAUGGUGGCUUUCCAUAUUCCCGAUAAACUUAGUCAACAACAGCAGAUGAAUCUUUUAGGAGAAUUCAACCUUGAUGAUAAAGUGUCUGGGUUGUGCUUGGAUCGCCGGUUAUACACAAGACUGCUAACACCAGAAGAACAGGUGAAACACAUACAAGUGAAUGGUAUGCCACGUAGCGAGUAUUUAGUCUCCACCAUAGAAAAUCUAACCUCCGAUGAUGUCCGGCAUCUUUUGACAGCCGAGGACGAGUUGCAGAGAGCUGGAAAAUUCAUGCGCAUUUUUCCUACUGCAGAAACUUACCCUUAUUUUGGGUUUUUGGAUAAGCCACGCUAUUACAACAGGCUUAUGGAUGCUUGGGAGAAUGCAUAUGCCAGCUGUAAAGAAAAAGCAAUUGAACGAUUAGAAAGCCUGUGUGCAGAAAAGUUUCAUCUUCGAGUGUCUCCUACCUUCAAGAUGCCAAAGGUCACUGUCUCAGGCGGCUUCAAAAUCUCCUCCAGACCGCCAUCCUCCCCCCUACUGGGGAAGUCGUGCCUGCAGUCUCAGACCUCCCAACAGCCUCACUAUGUCCCAUUACCACAACCAGUGAAGGGAAAGAAGAAGUUCCAGUUAUCGAAAAGGUCGAGGAGGUUACGAACACUUGUACACCCACUGAAGCCUGCUGUGGUGUCUAGUUACCUCUUGGCCAGGGAGGUGAGUGCUGGCCAUGACUUGGAAGAGGGAGAAGAUGAUAUGGAUGAUGAAGACUUAAGAUGUGAAGAGGAAGCUGUAAAGACAAACUCAUUUGGUGCAAAGACAGUUAAAGAGGAGGUAGAACAAAUACAGAAAUUAACAAUAUCUGAUGUCCCAAUAAACCAGAAUGAGCAAAUAACUGAAUAAGCAUUACAAAUGGUGACAAUUUAAGAUCUAUUAAAAUUGGGUGCAGAAAGGAAAUAUUUUAAGUGUACUAAGUAAUUGUCCAUUGUUGCCAAGAAUUCGGAUGAAAAUGAGGAUCGUAAAUUAAGCAUUUGUACUGUGAUGAACAGCGAGCCUUUGUUAAACUUGCAUUGAGUAGCAUAUUUUAAGAUGAGAUAGGUGGUAGUACUUUUCUAAUGGUGAAGUCUUCUGGAAGCUUGUAAAUUAUUGGGAUUUGGCCAGAGUUACAGAAAGAUGAAUGUACAGUGUUUUCAUAUUUCAUACAAGAACAUUAGCCAUUACAUUUUGUGGGCUAGUUUUACAAGUUGGUCCAUAUAUGCAUGAAAGUGAGCUAAGUAGGAUUGUGGAUUGUAAAGUGGUGUAUUGUGCAUCUUGGUGAUGAACAUUGUUGCAUUAAAAACAAUUUAGCGUUUUACCUUUUUUUUUUUUAAUUGUACAGAAAUUUUGUGAUGGAAAAGUUUUUGGUUGCCAUUCCAAACUGUUGCCACCGCAAAAAUAACGUUUUCGUGCCACCUUUUGGGGGCUUAAUCUUUAUCAAUCAAUCAAUCAACAUCUUGAGAUGUGCUAAUUGCAACAUAUUGUGAAGCUAGUGUGGUUUCUUCUCAGCCCCUGCUUGGCUCAACAUGUUAGUAUUAUCGGAUGUGAACAUAUUGUACCAUAAAAACACAAAUGUUAUUCUGCUUUAAUGAUAUUCCGUGUGCCCAAAGCAUCUAGUUUCAGUUGUGGUACUGUAUACAAACUAAGACAUUAAAAUUAUCAAUACUACUAUUAGACAAUUUAAAAAUAGUUAAUUUUAAUUAUUCAUUAAUCAUUAUAGAUGCAAAAUAGCUUGGAAGAGUAGUCCAGCUGUUGUACGUGGAGAGGUUUAUACCGUUGCAUCUUUUUGGUUAUGAUGGGAGGAGAGGGAAUACAGAGCUCAGGUUUAGAUGGAACUGAAACUUGAUUGGUGUGAAUCUGUGUGUUUGUGUGUGUGUGCGCGCGUGUUUUAAUAAUUUUUUGCCAAAAAGGGUGGGGUAAGUUAGGCAUAUAUGGUGUAGAUAAGAAUACACCCAUAACUUUUAUUUGUAUGUAAUGUAUAUAAAUAUUCUUUUCAUGCAUUAUUGGGGGAAAUUGAGGUAAUGCAGAUUAAGAUAUUUUUUUAUGUUAUUUUUACUGCAAAUUGCAGAUAAAUCAAAGGGUUUUUAAGUUAAGCUGGUGGUUUGGUAUUUCUCACUAUUUAGUUUUGUUCGCAGUUCCAAGUAUUGUGUAAUUUAAAGUGAAAUUAAUUGUUAAAAGAAAUUACAUCUGAAUUGGAAUGAAGAAAGUUGAGUCCAUAUUUAAAACCAAUAAUAAGUAUGGUGCACACGUGAAGAGUUGCAGACACGACCUGUUCUCUUGUAAACAACACAACUAAUGGGAAAGGCCCCAGCAAACACCAUAAGAGGUGUAAGACAACUUGUUGGAUAUUAAAUGUUAAUAAAAGGGAAUACCUUUAGAUUCUUUAGAACUUGCCCUAUAAACUAAAGGUGUAGAGGCAGUCUCCAUCUGUGAGGAUUAAUAUAUAUAUAGUACAUCUUACGGAAAGCUUAAGUACUGUUGAAGUAGCUUCCCUUUUUCCAGGAAUUACUUAAUUAUAUAAAGAUAGAUCAUCAGGAAGUAUUGGGUAUAGCCUGUACUUGGAAUUUACAGUCCAGGGUGUAGAUCUGUCUGGGGCAAAGUGGAAAUGAUAACUAUUAUUUUGGUAUACAGUAUAGUGCGGCCUUUAAAAUCCUUGAUGUAUCGUUCUGGGUUUUACAACAAAAUCAAAUUUUUAUUUUCAAUAAUUUUUUUCUGCAAGUGCCCUUUAGCAUCAUUCUUAGCCAAGUGCUGGCCUCGUGCCUUGAAGGGACACACUAGGCCUCGGAGAUCCACCUUUGCAUAACCAGAGCCAGGACCAAAAUCUGGUACACAUUUACAAGAAGGCAUCUUUGGGAUCAAAGCUCAACCUGAAACCAAGAUCAAGCACCACCAGAAAGCAUUAGCACAACAACACUAACAAACGUUGGGUGAUGAUGAUAAUGGCAGGCUAUUGUUGUUGUGAUAUAAACACUUAACAUUAUGCUCAAUUGCCGCUAGAUGGCAGGCAAGUUUAUCUGGGUUCCUGCCAGCUCACUUUCUAUCUCGCUCGCCUGGGUCCAGUUUCGGGGCACAUAACCUGUGACAGGGCAUUUCUUCAGCUUCAUAUUUAAACAAAGUGGUGUAGGCUAUUCCUGGAAUAUCAUUUUCCCCAAAGGUCAUUACUGUAUUAUUGCUGCUUUUCUCCUUCAAGAAUGGUGAUUAAUGUUGCACACACUUCAUGUGCCCUAGCUAUGUUCAGUGCAGCCUCACUAAUGAACCUCACUCUUACAGAAUUUCUAGAUAGUCUGAAAAAUUUUUAUUUGAUACAAAUUGUUCAGUGGAACAUUGACAAUAAUAUUUGUACAUUUAUCAGUAACUCAAAACUAUACAUAACAUUAAAUGGAACAUGUACAAAAU